Molecule: messenger RNA, 3208 nt
Organism: Herpailurus yagouaroundi (jaguarundi)
Lineage: Eukaryota; Metazoa; Chordata; Mammalia; Carnivora; Felidae
Gene: TSPAN2
Product: tetraspanin 2
Exons: 8
Coding region: 69-734 (221 amino acids)
Cellular component (GO): plasma membrane
Source: RefSeq, a predicted model, not a curated record
GCUCCCGCCGCUCCCGGCGCUCCGAGCGCGGGCCUGGGGACUCGGGAUCCCGCCGCCGGGGCCGCAGCAUGGGGCGCUUCCGCGGGGGCCUGCGAUGCAUCAAGUACCUGCUGCUCGGCUUCAACCUGCUCUUCUGGCUGGCAGGGUCGGCUGUCAUUGGUUUUGGACUAUGGUUUCGGUUUGGAGGCACCAUGAAGGACUUCUCAUCAGAGGACAAGUCCCCGGAGUAUUUCUACAUGGGACUGUAUGUACUGGUUGGAGCAGGAGCCCUGAUGAUGGCUGUGGGCUUCUUCGGAUGCUGCGGAGCCAUGCGGGAGUCGCAGUGUGUGCUCGGAUCUUUCUUCACCUGCCUACUGGUGAUCUUUGCUGCUGAAGUAACCACUGGAGUAUUUGCUUUUAUAGGCAAGGGUGUAGCUAUACGGCAUGUUCAGACCAUGUAUGAAGAGGCUUAUAGUGAUUACCUGAAAGACAGGGAAAAGGGAAAUGGGACCCUCAUUACCUUCCACUCAACAUUUCAGUGCUGUGGAAAAGAAAGCUCUGAACAGGUCCAACCCACAUGCCCAAAGGAACUUCUAGGGCACAAGAAUUGCAUUGAUGAAAUUGAGGCCAUAAUCAGCGUUAAACUCCAGCUCAUCGGAAUCGUCGGCAUUGGAAUCGCAGGUCUCACGAUCUUUGGCAUGAUAUUCAGCAUGGUCCUUUGCUGUGCAAUCCGAAACUCACGAGAUGUGAUAUGAAGCUACUUCGACAUGAAAACUGCAAUCGAGAGCUUUCAUACAGCUGUCACAGGACCUGGCUCCUGGCUCAUUUUUAAUACUCAAAGGACAUUAGGAUCUUAAAAUAAUUUGCUGUCAAUUGUACAUUUGCACAUGUAUGUAUGUUUGGCUCAUUCCUCGUUUACCCCUUGAGUGAAUGCUCUGUGUGUUGACUGACAGCAUAUUCAUGUGUGAUCUGUGUGUUUCUGGUAUACGCAUUAUACAGAAUGAAAUCUGUUGGCUGAAAAUUCCUGGUUCUUGUUAUGUUAGAGGAACAAUCUAUUUAACUCUCAGAAAAAAGAUCAUAAAACUUUGAUACACUUUAAAAAACUUGGCUAUUCAGAAGAAGUGAUAAUGGGUCAUUCUCUCAGAUUCUAGCCAUAGAAAGUUAGAUACAGAGAAUUCAGGGAUUUCUAGUUAACAGAAGCAGUAAGUUAUGGGAAUUGCGAGAUCGUGGCGGGGUGCUAAAAUUGACUGCCUCUGAGUUGGGUGUCAGGGUUUCCUGGGAUUUUUUUAUAUACAUACUCUCCCCAGAACACAGUAAGCCACAGUUUUAGAACUAAACACAUCUGUAAAACUAAAUAUAGCAUGGAAAAUCUUAUUUGAAUAACUCAUACUUUCCUAGUAUUUAAAAACAAAAAACUCCCUCUGGAAAGAGUGGUCACACAGACAAUCAUGUGCCCUAUAAAAGUGAGUGUUUUUAGGACUUCAAAAAAAAAAAAACCUUUUAAUAACUUUUUGAAGACAUUUUUUUUCUUAUGUAAGUACAUUUAAACAUUGCUUUAUUACUUACUUUCCUUUUCUGACUCUGUUCUGAACUACAGCAACCCUCACACAAACAAAAGGGCUUUUAUCUCAAAUUUUUCCGUGUUUCUCCAAAUGUAAAGAUAGAAAGACUAAAGCCAGAGAUCUGGCAGUUGCAAUUAGUGGGAAAGAGAAUUUUCAUGGGCACUGUAUCCUUGAAAUACCUCAUAACUUGAGUUUACAUAUUUUCCUAAUUUUUUCUAUUUUUCUUACUCACCUAGAGAAUUCUUCAUAGAUUAUGAACUAUAGAUUCCACCACUUAGGAAAACAAAACCCUUCCUAAUUCAAAUAUUAUAAGCAUCCUUGGCCAAACCAAAAUAGAAAAAGAAAAGCAUCUACUAGUUGUGUGCACACAGCAGAGACAAGCUAAGGAAAUUAAAAUAUUUAAACACACAGAACAGAAAUAUGUUUUUUCUGUGUUAAGUUGCCUAUAAAAAUAAAAUUUUCGUAUUCUUUAUGAUCUUGAUGCUUUCAUUUUGGUAUGUAAACCCAAAGAUAAGAUCUAAACUGACAUUAUUUGUCCAUUUUUAACAACUUGGUACCUUUAGUAGAUCAUGGAGGGUUUUUUUUAAUUAUUAUUAUUACAUUUGAAAAGGCCACCCAAAAGCGAAAGUGCUGGGGACUUUGGAAGCCCCUGAGUAAGUUCACAGGCCUGUGAGAACACAAUCUUUGGGUGCACACUAAAGCAAAGUGCUCAGUCCCAAGAAACUUUUACAAAACGAUUUGCUGAAAAGACCUAAUUGCUACAAAUAGUCUCAAUCACAUAGAGAACCACUCUUCCACCAUACUUGCUACUGGUACUAACUUGGGAGGAAGCUUUUCUAGAAAAAAAGACUGGAAGCAAACUAAUUUAAUCGUACGUGGCUACUUUACAGUGUUUAUAGCUGAUGCAAAGAUGAUUUUAAGAAAGUCACUUUAACUUUAAAGAUUAUUUUAAGAAAGUCACGUGUAAACGUGAAAUAGAUGUUUAUACCCCAGUAGGUGACAAAUACAACCUUUGAGGCAAAGAACAAACAGUCCAUCUCUCUUGCUGGCUUUAGUUCAUCCGUCUACCUGAAGACAGGCCCAAGUGCAUACUCGGGUUUCUUGCAGUUCAGAAUCAUCUCUGAUUCAACAAAACUGAGUUUCACUCCAUAUCUGAAUUAACAACCUUAAAGAAGACGACAGUGGUUAAAAGAGGAAGAGUAGAGAUCUGUUCCAUAAAUGAUUAAUGUACCCCUUUGGGGAGUAAUUUUUCAGAAAUAUGUGCCAUGAGUAAAACUAGAGAAUUCCACCUCUGAGUGAGGGUAGAUUUAUAUAUAUCCUGAAUCUAUAUAUAUCUUGAAUUCCUAUAUAUCUUGAAUCUAUAUAUGUCUUGAAUCUAUAUAUCUUGAAUAUAUAACUCUUGGAUACAUACAUAUGUAACUUGAAUAUAUGUAUACAUGCAUGUAUGUAUAGACAUACAUACAUGCAUGUAUAUAUAUGUGUGUGCAUAUAUAUAUAUAUAUAUACACACACACACAUAUAUAAAUUUUUGGUUAUGUCUGUUUACCUGAACUGACUUGAGAUCAGACUCAAACAUAUUCUUAAGCAUCUGGUGCCAAGUCACUGAAUUAAAAUUUCUUGAUGAACUAUUUUAAGUUAUUUCAAAUUAAAUUUUCUACGUACUGGAA